Panicum virgatum (switchgrass) is the source of this 2656-nucleotide messenger RNA. Its product is annotated as gigaxonin-like. Bases 17 to 2347 code for a protein of 776 amino acids. NCBI's taxonomy places the organism in Eukaryota, Viridiplantae, Streptophyta, Magnoliopsida, Poales, Poaceae. Gene Ontology annotation, biological process: response to endoplasmic reticulum stress. The record is from RefSeq and is a predicted model, not a curated record. The transcript is spliced from 11 exons. Gene Ontology annotation, molecular function: protein binding.
GGUGCUGCGGCAGACGAUGCACAGGCUAGUGCGCAAGAGACACGUUGCGACGCCGCAGCUGAGGGGAGAGCAGAAAAGGAAACCAGUCGCGGAAGCGGAAGGGGACGCUUGCCUCCAACUCCAGCCGCUUCAGGAGCGGAGCAAUCUGGUGCUGGAAGGAGGGGCCUGGAAUCUUGCAAUGCAGACGUAUAAUCAGAAUAGCAAAUAUGGGGAACUCACCCGCAAUCUCCGAGAAACCCAGCUUGGAGGGGUGAUCUUUGGUUGCAAGUAUGACACGAUUGAUGAAUGCUUCAAAAAACAGCUGUUUGGUCUGCCUUCAAUCCAUUAUUCUUAUGUGAGGAAUGUCAAACCGGGGAUGCCUUUAUUUCUAUUCAACUAUAGUGACAGAAAGCUCCAUGGAAUUUUCGAGGCUGCAAGUCCUGGUCAGAUGUACAUUGACCCAUAUGCUUGGAGUAAUGAUGGCUCUUUAAGGACAACCUUUCCAGCACAGGUUCGCAUUUGCACAAAGACUCAGUAUCCACCCCUCCUGGAGAGCCAAUUCAAAACAUUGCUUGGUGACAACUAUUAUAACCAUCACCACUUCUAUUUUGAGCUUGACCAUGCACAGACAAGAGCAUUAAUUUCUUUGUUCAAAUCACUUGCUCCUUCUAAUCUCAAUCAAGUUCCAGCUGUUUCAAGCAAAAGGAAUCUUGCAGUAUCACCAUUACCAACUAAAAUGAAGCUACCAGCUGUUCCUGACCCAAAGAAAGUCACAGAAAAUCCUAAGGAAACCAAUCCAUUUAGUGUUUUAUCAAAUAGUGCUUCUCCAUUCAACUGGGCUGAUGAUGUGGACAGUGCUAGUAGCACUGAUGAGAAGAAAUCUGAGGGCCUACUUUCUGAUUGUGAUGAUUUGGAUGACAAUCAUCUUCAAGACCAAUUUGUUCCUCAUUCAAAUCCAGAUGACGCCAGUCAGAAUUCCUCAGGCAAAACUGUUGACCAGGGAGUGGAGCUUUUGAAUUCACUAAAUGAUCAAAAUGGUGCUGUGAAUGUUGAUGAAAUAGAGAGUGAGGUUCACAAUAGUCCAGGUGGCGUUGGGCUACAGCCUGAAAGACAGACUAUCCUGGAAAAGUUGAAAGAAUUAUCUUUUCAUCGACAGCAGGUGGCAAUAUCUUCUCAGGAUUGUGUUGAUUCCAGUUCAGAUCAAUGUGUACCUGAUGAAACACAGAUCAAUGAAAACCUUUCCUGUGACCCAUUUGAUGCUGCAAUGGAAGAUAAAACCUCAUCUGAUGAGUUCCGUGGAAAUGAUGAGCUGCUGCAAAUAAUCACUGCUUUAACCAAGAGGACUGAAGCAUUGGAGAAGAAGCUGAUUGGGUCAGACCAAGAAAUACUUUCAUUGAGGGAAGUGGUUAAAGACUCAGGAAGAAAAGUUCAGCAACUGGAAUACCUUGUAGAUGAGUUACAAUUCAAAUUUGACUCUUCUCUGUCUCAUCUUGGAAGCAUGUGCAAUACUCUAGCAAAGCCAUCAAUAUUCCUGAUUGGUGGUUAUAAUGGCGUGACCUGGUUAUCAUCUCUUGAAUCUUUUUCUCCUGAGAAAGAGACACUGGUGGGUCUAACACCAAUGAGUUCUCCACGCUCAUAUGCAUCUGCUGCUGCUUUGGAUGGUCACAUAUUUGCUUUUGGUGGUGGAGAUGGCAUGUCAUGGUACAACACAGUGGAAUGCUAUAGUUCAAGGAAUAAUGAGUGGACGGAAUGCCCCUCCUUGAACCGGAAGAAAGGAAGUCUUGCUGGAAUAUGUCUUAAUGAGAAGAUAUAUGCUAUUGGUGGAGGAGAUGGAAAUGAAACUUAUUCAGAAGUUGAGAUGUUUGAUCCAUAUCUUGGGAAAUGGAUAUGUAGUCCAUCUAUGCUACUCUCGCGAUUUGCUCUUGCUGCGACUGAACUGAAUGGAGUCAUCUAUACAACUGGUGGCUAUGAUGGAAGCGUGUAUUUGGAAUCAGCAGAAAUGUAUGAUCCGAGGGAGGGCUUCUGGGUCCGGCUUCCAAGUAUGAGUACUAGGAGAGGAUGCCAUGCCUUAACUGUCCUAGGAGACGCCUUAUAUGCUAUCGGAGGAUAUGACGGGGACAAAAUGGUUGCUAGUAUUGAGAUCUUCGAGCCUCGUCUCAACACCUGGAGGACGGGCGAUCCCAUGAACAUCCCAAGAGGAUAUGCUGGUGCCGUUAAUCUUGAUGAUAACUUGUUCCUAAUUGGUGGCAUGCAGUCCAAUGUGCAGAUCCUGGAUACUGUGGAAAUUUACAAUGUGAGCUCUGGCUGGUCAGUCCUUGGUUUCGAGUCAAUUGGAAAGAGGUCCUUCGCAUCUGCUGUCGUCCUCUAAUUGCUAGUCACUUAGUAAGGAGUUUAGGGUUCGUAUCAUCGAAUUUUUAACAUCACAUCCAUUACAAGGACUGGUUGGCGUAACUUGGGGGUAAACUACCCUUCUGAAGCGUUCUGGUUAUGAACAGCGAGAAUUAGCAUGGUAGGAGGAUGAUUGACGGGGUGGUCCAAUGUAUAUAUAACCUUUACGCUCUCCUUUACAGACUAGAAACUAUACAUUCACUGGUGCAUGUGGAUGUACCCUUUUGCCUAAUAGGAAUACCCAAACUCAAGGGAGCAGAAUGCUAAAGAAUCUUUUCUGCCAAUUUCA